UUUAUUUCCAAUUUACGAACGAUCUAUCAAAACUAAUAGUCAUAUUAAUGAUUACAAAUUAAUUGAUUUGUGUGUGAACAAUGUGCUUGUUGAAAUGUAUUGUUGUUAUAUGUUUUGGAUAUGCUGUAUCAAUGACGAUAACAAGAAAUACAUCUGAAAAUACGGCCAGUCAGUCUUCUAAUUUCGUAAAUGAUACCAAUUUUGAACAUGAUAUGUUAGAUUAUUUUUAUGGUAAUCAAUCAGAUUCCGACAAAGAAACCGAAGAUAACUUAGACUUCAGCAUGAUGGACAUUGAUACCCUUAAAAAAUUGUAUGAGAACGCGCACAAGAGUAACUUCACUAACGAAACGGAAUCAAUGAAAACUAUAGCCAGAUUUAAAAAGAGUUCCGACGAGGCUGCACACGACGUACCAUUCUUCAUGAGCAAAGCUAUAGAUCUUAUGAAACAGUCUGUAUAUGCAACAAGGUACCGACUCCAAGACACGAAACCUUUGAGAAAGAAAUUUGCACGCGAUCCUUGUUAUAAUUUAGCGAUUUAUUACGGUUCUUUAAUGCAAUUGAGGAUAAAAUUGGAUAACGUGUAUGCCACGUUGAUGAAGCUCAGUUACAGAUUUAAGUUUAUCUGGUUUCUGAUUCUGUAUGAGCGAUGUUUAGCGCUAAACGUCGACGUGACGUCCAUUGUUGCACAAAUGUUUAAAAUCAAAAAUGCCUUGUUGGAAGUCCUACCUGAAGACUCUUUAGAGAAUUGAUUUUUUAUCAUAUUUGUUAUAAAAAAUAAAUUUUAUCAGUCAAA
Molecule: messenger RNA, 793 nt
Organism: Nymphalis io (European peacock)
Lineage: Eukaryota; Metazoa; Arthropoda; Insecta; Lepidoptera; Nymphalidae
Exons: 2
Coding region: 81-749 (222 amino acids)
Source: RefSeq, a predicted model, not a curated record